This is a messenger RNA of Blepharisma stoltei, 711 nucleotides long. The record is from the annotation of a GenBank genome assembly. NCBI's taxonomy places the organism in Eukaryota, Ciliophora, Heterotrichea, Heterotrichida, Blepharismidae.
AUGUUUUUGCUUGCAUUUCUAGCAUUAGCCCAGGCUCAAAAAUAUUACCUUUGUGACGAUUAUGGCCACGCUUGCAAGAUCGGGACAACCUGUUGUGCUCGUUCAGACGGAGGCUAUGGUUGUUGCCCUCUUUCACAAGCUGUCUGUUGUGCUGAUUCAGAUGGCCACUGUUGUCCAUUAGGCUACCCAGUCUGCGAUAUCAAGCAUAAAAAAUGCACAAACCACCUAUUGCUUGGGCAAACAAAAGAAAUUCUUAUCAAAGAGCCAGCCUUAAAAAGCUCUGGAGUCGAAAUGGCAGAAUUUGUAUUAGGAUUUUUUGAAGGACUCGGCAGCCAAAUAGGAGGCGAGUUGGUCACAGAGUGUUUUAAUGACGUAUCUUCUGCCCUAACUCUAAUUACAGAAUCUUUGGACUCAUUUGGAGGUGUUACUACUUUUGACUUUGACUUGGCGAUUCAGCAGCUAAGCCAAGCUUUGACUCAUUUAUCACAUGCAAAUUAUGAGUGCUCGACUGCCUUAGGGCCAGGACUUGCAAAGCUUGAAAAAUUCUUUAGCCAAAUCAGCAAUUAUGAAAGUUUGGAAAAAUUGGUACUUGUGAAUGCUUUAAGUAAAAGCAAUUAUAUAUGGAGAGAAUGGGCAAAAAUAGCUGAUGCGAGUUCGGAAAAUAAAGGGUUUUAUUUCGGGAGAGGGAUAAGCAUUUUAUUUGAAGAUUAA